UCUAAUGAUAUUCAAUGUGCCAAUGGAGAUGACACUGUUAGAGCUUUUGAUGAGACUGUUGAUGGUAAUGAGAAGAUGGAAGAUGAGGAUAAUGAGGCCUGUAUAUCUAAAGACCCAUGUGUGUCCUGUCUAGGUAUUCUUCAGGGGCAGUAUGAAGAGGAUUACCUACAAAAGAUCUAUGAAGUGGUGAAGGAGUCUGGAUUUGAAUACUCCGACUACAUGGCCUCAAUGACACUACCUCCAGCUACUCUCCUCAGACAGCAUUCACUGUUAGUGCUCCUAAGAGAAAAACUACCGAAGAUGUAUGAAGGCUGUGUAGAGGAUGACGUGCCUCCCAUAAAGGAGGUCUGGAAGUGGGGAAAUGGACCCUCGUUGGCACAUCUCUUACAAGUUCCUUUUAAAAAAGAUAGCCCAUUCCUGAUCAACAUGGAGUUUGAGAAUGAAAAAACAAACAACGAGUGCAAUUUUCUGCUUGAUCUCUAUCCUGAUGUCUUUAGGAAGAGGAAGCACAGCAAUACAGUUGCCAAGUAUGGUAAGGAUUUGUUUACAAGAGCCAAUGUUGCCUCAGCUAUCAAUGAUACAACAGACAAGCUGUUUAAGAAGCAGUACCAGUGCCCACCUAGGAAACUUAGUAAAGUUUGCAGUUGUAAACUGAGCUGUUCCCAUGAUGCACUCUUCUUGGCAGGGAGGUAUAAUAAGUACAGUCGUUCUUUGCCUCAGUCUCCAUGGAUGAUUAAUGGAGUGAGGAAAGGAGACUCAUCUGUACAGGAACUUAUUGCAAACCCCCUCAUGAAGCUUGUCAAGGCAGAUGAUUACACAUUGUCCGCCUCGGGGAGAGAGGAUGUUGAUGUACGUAUGUUAGGAACAGGUAGGCCGUUUCUGCUGGAAUUUGUGAACCCCAAAAUUGUGAACCUCACAGAUGAAAAAUUAGCAGAAAUGACCAAGCUUAUUAAUGAGUCUACUACAGAUAUAGCAAUACGAGACCUACAGGUAAUCACCAGAGAAGAGACGAGCUGCUUGAAGUCUGGGGAAGAGGAAAAAACAAAAAGUUACUCUGCCCUAUGUUGGAUCAAAGAUGCCACCAGUCAGGAGAAGUUAGAUAAAUUGAAUAAGCUGAAGGACACAGUGUUAAAACAAAAGACCCCUGUUCGUGUUCUACAUAGGAGAUCCCUGGCCACUAGAGAUAGAACUGUUCAUUCUAUGUCUGCAGAUUAUAUGGAUGAACAUCAUUUUACCUUACAUUUAGAAACAGAGGCAGGGACAUACAUUAAAGAGUUUGUUCACAGUGACUUUGGCAGGACUACCCCUAGCCUUGGGACAAUUUUGGGGAGUGAAUGUGACAUCUUGACACUGGAUGUGCAGGCUGUCAAUCUUGAUUGGCCAAAGGAGAUUCCAACAGUGAAACAAGGUGACGAGAUUCCCAAUUUACAGCAUAAGGACUCUGAUGUGCCAGCUAUAGCAGAGGAGAAUGAUUCUCAAUCUAUUAUAGAAACUACCAAUGAGGACACUUGAUAGUUCA
Owenia fusiformis is the source of this 1519-nucleotide messenger RNA. The record is from the annotation of a GenBank genome assembly. Lineage: Eukaryota; Metazoa; Annelida; Polychaeta; Sabellida; Oweniidae.